AUGUCGUCGAUGACCUUUGGGCAGAAAACUUUCACGCCCACUCCUCCUGAGAAAGGCAGUUUUCCUCUGGAUCAUGAGGGUCGAUGCAAAAGUUCAAUGUUAAGAUAUAUGAUAUGUCUUCAGGAGAAAAACAAUGACAAUUCACAGUGUCGCAAAGAAGCAAAAGAUUAUUUGAAUUGCCGAAUGGAAAACUAUUUGAUGGCCAAAGAGGAAUGGUCUAAGUUAGGAUUUAGUGAAGUAGAUGUUAAUGCAGAAGAAUCAAAUAAAAAACUUUCAGCUCAUCUCACAAUGGGUGAUUCUGUAAAUGAAGAACAUUCAUGUAUGUCAUCUGCAGUAAAAAGACAUCUCUUGAUAGGAUGCACAGGAAGUGUGGCAAGUAUCAAAUUACCAGAAAUCAUACAAGAAUUCAAGAAAAUUGCUGGUGAAAAUGUUGAAAUUCGUGUUGUUGUUACCCAAUACGCCAAUCAUUUCUUCAAGGAAUCUGAUCUUCCAAAUAGUAUAGAAGUAUUUAAUGAUGAAGAUGAGUGGAAAGCAUGGAAUUCACGUGGGGAUCCUGUCCUUCAUAUAGAAUUGGGGAAGUGGGCAGAUCUCAUGGUUAUUGCUCCUCUUGAUGCUAAUACACUUGCCAAAAUAGCACAGGGUUUAUGUGACAACUUGUUGACUUGUGUGGUCCGUGCCUGGGAUAUGAAGAAGCAUCUUCUGUUUUGUCCUGCAAUGAAUACAAGAAUGUGGAAUCAUCCUAUUACUUCAAAACAUAUAUCAGUGUUGAAAUCCUGGGGUUAUUGUGAAAUACCUCCCAUUUCAAAAACACUAAUGUGUGGUGAUAAAGGAAUAGGUGCCAUGGCUGAAGUUUCUACAAUAGUACAAAGAGUGCAAGAUUGUUUUGUAAAUGAAAAAUUGUUAGCUCAGUGAUAUUAGAACAUAUUUUGUUCAUAGUUAAUUUGAAAUACUAUUAAUUGUUAAUUGAAAGAAUAUUUUAUUGUACAAUUAAAUAUUAUUACUCUUAAAUAAUUGUAGUCAUGUAUGGUAUUGAUUGGUUUCCCAUUGCAUCAAUAAUUUUCUUUUUCUAUGUUUUAACAACUUCCUGCACUAAUAUUUUGUCACAUAUUAAAAAUAAAACUUUUUUAUAAAUUUUUAGUUGAAUAUGGUAAUUAAAUAUCGUGAAUGGAAUUUGCAUAAUGUAUGGAGAUAUUUAAACUUGUAUUAAUAGAAAGUAAUUAUCUUAAGAUAUCUUGAGAAUGGGAAAAUCUCAUAUUUGCUCAUUUUGCAGCAAUUUGCAGGUUUUAUUUCUUCAAUAGGAGAUAUCUGAAAUUAAACAUUAGCAAAUUUUGGCAUUCCUGAAUGUGGGAUGUCAAUUUAUUAAUACAUACUAAGUAAAUUAAUAUAGGGUAUUGAAUAAACUAAUUCUAAAUAGCAGAUCUUUUGGUUUAUUUAAUUUAUUUUUUAAAAUAAGAAUCAAAUUGCCAUACUAAUUACAUUGGCAGGCAAAAUGCAACUUAAAUUCUUAGAGAACAGUAUAUUGAGUUACUGGAUUUUGCAAGUAAAUGUAUUAAGUAAAUGAACAAUUACGAAAAAAAAAAAACAACCAAUCCUUUGAAUAGAUUUCUAUGGUUGAAGAAUAAAAGUUAUUAGUUUUUUAACUAACUCUCUGUGGUAACAAACUUUGACCCCAGGGUAAAGGUUUGUUAGCACAUAGUUUCUCAGGUGAGAAAAUUAUUUAAUUGUGCAUGCAAAUUGAUUACAACUUACUAGUGUUCAGCAAUUAAAAAAUCUUUCAAUUUCAAACAAUAUUUUGAAGAAAAAAUAGGACACUUCAACUAGAAUUGGUGUAGUCAAGCUAUCAAUUGUGAGUAUUGUGUUUAUUUUGCCUAAAUGUUCUUCAAAGGCUUAAUUUCUGUUUGAAAAAAUGAUAUUCUAAUAUUUUAGCAUAUUUUAUCAGGAUAAUGAAUAUUAUCAUAAAAUUUCAGAUCAUUUGUUGGUAUAUGCUUCUUUAUUAAGCUUUUAUGAACCCACCUCUGAGUAAUUUAAAACAGUUCUAAAUACAUUUUGGUUAGGAAUACAAAAUAUUCCAUGAAAUAUUUCAUUUUAAUUUCUUUUUGAAGUAAAACCAAGUGUGUAAAUGUUUUACAUAAUUUGCUAAUUGGAGAUUCUCUUAGGAAAUGUCCUCUAUCCUGGCCUAUUGGAAGAACUUUCCCAAUUAAAAUAAACAAUAUUGGACAACUAUCAUCCAUUUUUUGUGAAAGAAGCAGAGAGGCUAAGCAAUAUUUUUGGGUACAUGCAAUAUUGCUCCUAGGAGGAGAAACCAAUAUAGUUUUAAUCACCAAUCUUCAUACCAUAAUUUGGGAGGAAAUCAGAAGCAGCAAUGUUUUUGUGAGCUGUGUUAAAUGUAAAGUUUGCUCCUAGGAAGAGAAGCCAUCAGUAAUCAAUGUGUUUUCCACUACAGAUUGUUGAAUUACUCCACUGAAUUUUGUUGUUAAAAAUGCCAGAAAAGACCCUUCAAUAGAUUUCAUUUUUUUACAAACUGCUCAAGUAGUAGUUCUGCUGACAGUGAGUUCCCAACGAUAUUAUUGUGGAAGGGGGAUCCAUACUUUACAAGAAGUCAAGUCAAGUAUGCUCUUAAAUAAGUAUUAGGAAAUUGCACUAAUAGUUAUCCAUGAGGGCUCAUAAUGAAUGCUGACAAAAAUAAACUUCCUAAAAAUAAGUAUUCUAUGGUGGGGGAAAGGGGUAAUUGAACAAGAGAUGCUUCACCACCACAUUCUUUCUUGCUUUAUUUGCAACAGUUUGUAUUAUUUCCACCACCUCAUACAGGUAAGAAAGGAUAAAUUCACAUAUAAAUUGAACAUUCACAACUAAAGGCCAUCCAAUGUAUCGCAUUUUAUGAAAGUAUUCGAAACUACAUCAUUACCUUACGCAUAUAUGUUUAUACAUUCUUCCUGCCUUUAAUGAAGUUGAAUAUAGCAUUUUAUUGAACAUAGAGAACACUAACAAUAAGUAAAUAAAGCCACUUUAUCUUCCCAUCAUGCCACUGUUCAGCCAUGAACUUUUCAAAUAUCCGUCACUGCAUUGUUGCCUAAAGCAGCAUACAAUGGUAAUAUAAAAAUAACGUAAUAAAAGUUUGUACAAAAUUAUGAUACUCAAGUUUUUAAA
This is a messenger RNA of Gryllus bimaculatus (two-spotted cricket), 3147 nucleotides long. The record is from the annotation of a GenBank genome assembly. NCBI's taxonomy places the organism in Eukaryota, Metazoa, Arthropoda, Insecta, Orthoptera, Gryllidae.